Arthroderma uncinatum is the source of this 1035-nucleotide messenger RNA. RefSeq names its product PTAC beta. The record is from RefSeq and is a predicted model, not a curated record. Bases 1 to 1035 code for a protein of 344 amino acids. NCBI's taxonomy places the organism in Eukaryota, Fungi, Ascomycota, Eurotiomycetes, Onygenales, Arthrodermataceae. The transcript has 2 exons.
AUGUUUUUAGAAGGCGGAGCUCCAACUAUGGCUGGUCCAGAAAAGGGUAAAGAAGCCGUAGAAAGUGGUUCUAUGUCUUCUUCCGAUAUCGCCAAAUUUACUCGCCAGAUACUGGAUGAUACCUUCUACAACAUUAUUCAUGACAUCGUGGCAAAAGUCCACAAGGAGGAGAAAGUCGCACGCCAGCAAACAGCUGUAGUCGUCGCAAGACAGCUUGCCGAAGAGUCGACCCAGGUCAAAGACUCGGGCGAAGAGCCCAACGGAACAGCUGAUGCUGGCACGUCGGCUGCACAUGAGAACGUCGUAAAGACCAGAGGCGUUCGACUGGAAACCGACAGUGCCAUUUUCGACAGUGGGAAGGUUUACCUCAAGGGUAACCCCUUGGAUAAAAUUAAAGAGAUAAUAUGUCCCAACUGUCGUCUCCCACGCCUAUUAUAUCCAGCAUUCGGAGAAGGAUCAAGACCUGUGGAUCCCAACAGAGAAUACUGUCGCAAACAGCCCCCCGUUAACCUUCACGGCAGGGACGUCCACGGCCACCUGUUCGCCGUGGAGAAAAUCACCAAGAAAAAGAAAACUCAGCCUACAUCAGGCACACCCGGCUCCAGUCCGCCAUCUAUCCCCGAAACACCUGGCCCCAACCCCCUCCUACAACCGAAACAAGAUAAAAUCUAUGUCCCUACAACCAAAUGUCCGAACUGUCCACGCUACUUCCUUCUCACCAAAAGUGCUCAACAUCUCGACAGAUGCUUGGGCAUAUCCACGCGACAAAGCCGAAUACGCACCCCGCUCACCAAUAGUGAGGUCAGUACUCCUGGGCCAUCACAGCCUGCAAACGCACGGAAACGAGUCCGUGAAGGCGAAGAAGAGAAUGCCGGCCCAAUUAAGAAAAAGAAGGAGUUCGGCAUUCCAACAAAAUUAAAGGGCCAAAAGCCUGCUGCGCCGAGUAAACUGAAGAACGGAACUACUGCAGAUAUGAUCUCAGUAGAAGCCACGAAGCCGGCGGCCAACGGGAGAGCCGGGAAACAGAAAGCAUGA